This is a messenger RNA of Miscanthus lutarioriparius, 1077 nucleotides long. The record is from the annotation of a GenBank genome assembly. Lineage: Eukaryota; Viridiplantae; Streptophyta; Magnoliopsida; Poales; Poaceae.
AUGGCCUGUACUGCACCCCUGGGCCCUGGCGCGACUUGGAACUUGGAAGAAGAGACGCGGCUUGUUGGACCUACGCCUACUACGGCGGAGAGGGAAACGCACGCUAUGGGAGGGAGAGUCUUUCCUUGCAAGAAUGCUCAACCCCUGCACGGCAGCCAACUACUUACUUAUUGGCCGGGGAACGAACGCCACAGACUCCAGGAAUUGCCAUUGCAGGUUAGACAUGUCAAUGAUACACCUCCCGUCAUGCCGUCCUGCAGUCCAUCCAGGGCUGCUGGAUCAGGAGGGAGCACACCGCUCAGAUCAGCGGCGGAUCAGAGACCAAGCUCGAGAUCAAGAAAGGGCGUCGUCCUGAGUUCUCCGUCGCCGCGGCCGUCGCUCGCCCGAUGCGCUCUGAAGACGCCCUCGUAUGGCGGAUCGAGGGAGAAGGUCAACCCCAGAGACCUGUUCACCUUCUCCUACAAGUUCAGCACCGACAUCCCGAUGAGCGAAACGCAAGGGGCGUCCAUCGAUGAGUACCUGCAGAACAGUCCCAGGAUCGUCGGAGCCGUGUUUCCGGAUCAGCGCAAAGAAGAAAGAUCAACGAUAGUGCCACUGGCUGCCGUCUUUCUUUCAGGAAGAAUGGAGCGUGCAGCUCUUGCCCAUCCAAUUCCUCUUCCUGUCGGCGUCGCCGGUGAUCGUCAUGCGCUUCGUCAGCAAGUCCGGCGGGAAGGAGUACCGCCCAACGUCCCCGUCCACGCCACCAGCCUCCUCCUCAUGGAAGUGACGGACUACAAGCUGAAUGGUCUGGACAGCAACGCCAUGCCGUCGCACCUGGCCCUCACCGUGCGAGGCCUGAUGUACCCGCAGCGGCAGCGGGAGGGGAAGAAGAGCCUCAAGGGCCACGUCGAGAUGACCGUUGGCUUCGACCUCCCGCCGGUGCUCGCCUUGGUCCCGGAGAGCAUCAUCAGAGGCGUCGGCGAGACGGUGUUGAGGCAGAUGGCGGAGCAGAUGAAGCAGGACUUGGGCACGGGGCUGGCAGCAGAUUUCAAGAAGUACAGGAGGGAGAAGCUAACUGAGAGGCGCACAUCGCCCUGA